AUGCACAUCCUCACCCCCCUCAUCUUUCUCUCCUCCCUAACAACCGCCUCCCUCCUCCCCUUCGCCUCAAGAACCGACACCCAUCUCCUACCUCCCGCCUUCUUCCUCGCCGGCGACUCUACAACCGCCAUCCAAGCCCUCACCAACACCUCCAAAGGCGGCGGCUGGGGCACCGGUUUCCUCUCCACCCUCAAGAACGGCGCCAAAGGCACGAACUACGGACACAACGGCGCGACGACAGUGAGUUUCGUCGCUGGAGGGGAUUGGGCGAAUGUGUUAAAGGGCGUGAGAGAGGCGGAAGGGAAGUAUAGGCCGUUUGUCACUAUCUCGUUCGGACACAACGACCAAAAACCCGCCGCAAACAUCUCGCUCGCCCAGUACUCGACCAACCUACGCUCACUCGCCCAGCAAAUCCUCGAUCUAAACGCAACACCCAUCCUCGUAACCUCCCUCUCCCGCCGCAACUUCAACGCCUCCGGCCUCGUAACCCGCAACCUCGAGAACGAACGCCUCGCCACCAUCGCCGUCGCUAAAUCCCUCGACGUCACAUACGUGGACCUCAAUCUCGCGAGCAUGAAUUACUUGAACGCGAUUGGGCUGGCGAAAGCUACGACGUAUAAUCUUGAGCCGACCGAUUUUACGCAUUUGAAUGAUAUGGGGAGUCGCGUGUUUGGGAAUUUGGUGGCGGCGUUGGUGCUUGAGACGGGACUGGGAAAGGGACUGAGGGAGUGGGUGGGUGUGGAUUGGAGGGUUGUGCAGGGGAUUAGGAGGGGGAUUUAUGUUACUGCGUGA
This is a messenger RNA of Glarea lozoyensis ATCC 20868, 792 nucleotides long. RefSeq names its product SGNH hydrolase. The record is from RefSeq and is a predicted model, not a curated record. Lineage: Eukaryota; Fungi; Ascomycota; Leotiomycetes; Helotiales; Helotiaceae. Gene Ontology annotation, molecular function: hydrolase activity. Bases 1 to 792 code for a protein of 263 amino acids. The transcript has 2 exons.